AUGGCAACUCAGGACGCCGGAAUUCCGAAUUUUGACGAGGAGGGCAGCUCUAUUCUGGCCAAUGUCACGCGAGCGAAGCUCGCUGGCGUUGAGAGCUCAGAAUCCGAGCCGAUCUCCACACAACAAAUCGUUCCGCGGCUGAAGCGCGAAAGCCCCGACUGUGAUAAGGUCAAACCGGAGCCCAAGUGCAUAAGGCACAUCGAUUUCGACGUUACUAAAGGCAAGAUUGUCAAACUCAAGGUCUCACACGAGUCUCUCCAAAAGUCCCAACCAAACAGUCUACCAAAAACAACACCAAAAUAUGCACCCUUGGUUCCGUACGAAGAAUUUGACCAGCACAUCUACUACUGGUCCAGCUAUCAGCACGAUCAUCCGGUCAUUGCCAAAUUUCUCGCCGUUUCUGCCACCGAAAAGAUCAAACAUCCUCCACUCCCGGGUAAAGACGUCGCUAUACGCAGUCCCGCUCCGCAGAUCUAUGUACACUUUCUUCCGCACUUCUUUGCCAAUGGCGCUCAUGCUGUCAGUUUGCAGAAGGGCCUAGGCAUGUUUACAGCCUGCUCACACCUUAUCACGCCAUGCUCAGAGUACUACAGCAAGUGGGACUGGGAGGAGGAUAUGCGCGAAUUCGACCAUGUGUACCGCAAGGAAGAUGCCCACAGAGGCCACAAGUUUAUAUGGGAACAACUCCAGCAGGCGUGGGAGGCGCAGAUCAAGGGAAGGCCUGUGAAGGUCGGAUACAAGAGGCAUUACAACCUUGAAAAGAAGCCACACUGGAGGCGCAAGUCCUAG
Pseudovirgaria hyperparasitica is the source of this 789-nucleotide messenger RNA. RefSeq lists its product as uncharacterized. The record is from RefSeq and is a predicted model, not a curated record. The transcript has a single exon. The coding region runs from base 1 to 789 and encodes 262 amino acids. Lineage: Eukaryota; Fungi; Ascomycota; Dothideomycetes; Acrospermales; Acrospermaceae.